This is a messenger RNA of Zasmidium cellare ATCC 36951, 372 nucleotides long. RefSeq lists its product as uncharacterized. The transcript is spliced from 4 exons. The record is from RefSeq and is a predicted model, not a curated record. NCBI's taxonomy places the organism in Eukaryota, Fungi, Ascomycota, Dothideomycetes, Mycosphaerellales, Mycosphaerellaceae. Bases 1 to 372 code for a protein of 123 amino acids.
AUGGUUCCAUACGCUUACUCUCAGCCUGAUCCUGUUUCGACUUACAACGCCUUUAACGCCAUUCCAUUUGGUGUUCCAGAUCACAACGGUUCCUGUGGCACCGUCAUUUACCCCAACGGCGGUGGUCCAGUCCCUGUGGCCGUUACCGGUUCAGGAGUAGUUAACUUCGGAACUGAAACCCGUCAAGUCUUCUCGAAGGUCACCGGCCAAUACGUCGAUUUCCCAGAUAAUGGCACGACAGUUAUAUUCACAAACGUUACCCUUGGUGUACAAUCGCUGGUCCCAAUACCGGUAACUUUCUCCGGUCAGGUCUACAUCGAUUUCAACACCAACUGCCGUAUCUCCGCUGUUCGCGCUUACGCGGAAAUGUGA